This is a messenger RNA of Arabidopsis lyrata subsp. lyrata, 1079 nucleotides long. RefSeq lists its product as uncharacterized. Bases 145 to 606 code for a protein of 153 amino acids. NCBI's taxonomy places the organism in Eukaryota, Viridiplantae, Streptophyta, Magnoliopsida, Brassicales, Brassicaceae. The transcript has 3 exons. The record is from RefSeq and is a predicted model, not a curated record.
CAUCAACAGCUGAAAAACCAGGGAGCGAAUUCUUUCAUGAGGGAAAUUUUUGGUAUUUUGUGACAAGGACCAGACUCAAUGCACGUUCAAUGAAGCCCAACAGAACUAUUCGAAUUAAUCCCUUCCUUGGAAAGUGGAGGAAGUAUGGUGUUACUGAGAAGAUCACUCAAGGAGAUGUGUUCCUUGGUAAAAAAACACACAUAUGAUUAUCUCAACCAACAAAAUUUGAAGACAGGAUGGAGAAUGAGAGAGUAUGAAAGGCAAGGGAAUGCAUUUCAACGGCUAGUGGUGGUGUAUCUGUUGUACAAAACCACUUUGGACCAGACUCUUCUUGAUGAUCAGCAACAUGUGCAACAGGAGAAUGAGGUUCAUGCUCAUGGAAACGUGGUGGGAGUUGAUGAUGUUGUUGAUCAGGAGGUGGAGCACCAUCAGAUUGAUCGAGACGUUGUGGAGCAAAUUGUCAAUAACCAGCAACAGGGGAAUGAUGUUCAUGCUCAUGGAAACAUGGUGGGAAUUGAUGAUCUUGUUGAUCAGGAGGUGGGGCACCAUCAGUUUCAUGGAGAGCAAAUUGUUAAUAACCAGGUAAAACAAAAAUACCUUAGUUGAGAUUUUGUAGGAUGUUUUUGAUAUAGAUUGAUGAAAAUCUGAGAAUUUAUUUGAUAAUGAUAAUAUGAGAUUUAUUUUUGAAUUGUAGAAUUAGGCUCAUGGAAUCGUGGAUGACUGGGAUGACGUUUUCGACCAUCUUGGGGUAAUUCUCCAUUUUUCACAUACAUAUUUUUUUUAGGUAUUGUUUCAAACUAACAUUUAAUUUUGACGUGCAGGAUUUUUGAACCAAGUUGAGUUUUUAAAGUGUUUUGAGCUUGAAGACUUUUAGCUAAUAUUACUUGGAUUUAGUUUGUAUUUCAGACUAGUCUCGUCCUAUCUUUAGUAUAUUGGCUCUGUUUUCUUGUUGGUGUUAACCCAUUUCAAUUUUAGAUGCUCUCACUACACAAAAAUAUAUUUCAAAAACUCUUUUGUUAUUUGUAAAACUUUUCAGAACAGCCAAAUGUUAUCAUCUAACAACCGGUCAUAUUUCUUUA